Labrus bergylta (ballan wrasse) is the source of this 5493-nucleotide messenger RNA. It is a transcript of the gene tjp2a, whose product is annotated as tight junction protein 2a (zona occludens 2). Gene Ontology annotation, biological process: cell-cell adhesion; positive regulation of blood-brain barrier permeability; protein localization to cell-cell junction. Gene Ontology annotation, cellular component: bicellular tight junction; plasma membrane. Gene Ontology annotation, molecular function: cell adhesion molecule binding. Lineage: Eukaryota; Metazoa; Chordata; Actinopteri; Labriformes; Labridae. The record is from RefSeq and is a predicted model, not a curated record.
CCGUGAACACUACACACCUGCAGUCCCUAAACCACGCCCACAUACCUGAGAGAAACCAGGAAAUCACACUACCAGGACGUGAAGGAGAAUCAAAAUAGUCGUCAAAAAAACUUCGUCCCGUGGAAACCCUCGUCGUCCUCUUAUCCUUCAAAUCUACAACCACCUUUGGAUUAACCUGUGAGCACAUAAAAGAGGAAAAGCAGCGGAGGUUCACCUGGGACCAGCCUGGCAUUGACCAGACCAGCACUGAACUGCUCAAGUCCGGCCGCAAGUUCUGCUGGUCCAGAGAAGCCCAGUAUCUGUAUCUGCGCCGUCUCUCUUCACGCAGCUACUCGGCUAUUAUGAUGAACCCGGCCAUGGAGGAGACCGUGUGGGAGCAGUACACUGUGACCCUGCAGAGGGAUCCAAAGAUGGGCUUUGGCAUCGCAGUGUCAGGAGGGAGGGACAACCCGAACGAGGAUAGUGGAGAGACAUCCAUCGUGGUCUCUGAUGUCCUGCAGGGAGGACCCGGUGAUGGCUUGUUGUUUGAGAAUGACCGAGUGGUGCAGGUGAACGCCAUCCCCAUGGAGGGAGCCAUCCACUCCUUCGCCGUGAAUACUCUAAGGAAGUGUGGCAAAGUGGCAAAAAUUACAGUCAAGAGGCCCAGAAAAGUUCCAGUCAAUCUGCUGAAUCGUCCUCCCUCCCCUGAUGACAGAGUCUUCAACACCGAUUACAACGAUGAAUACAACUAUGACCAGGACCACCGGAGUGUGUACAGCGGGCGGAGUGUUGGCGGGCGGGACCACAGCAUGGAGAGGGAGCGUGGCGGAGGCGGCUACAUGGAUUCUGGCUACCAGACACGUGAGCGUGACUACGACAGGGAUUAUGACCGGAAGGAACGUGGCAGGAGCGCAGAGAGAGACCUGAGCCCGGACCGACAGUACAGGAGAGAUGGCAGCAGAGGGCGCGUAUUAGACAAAGAACGCAGCCCGGAUCGCCGCUACAAGAGCGAGCACAUGCUGGACCGGGACUACAGCCCAGACAGAAGGCCCCGAGACCACAGCCCGGAUCGGCGCUAUCGCAGUGAGAGAGCCCUGGACAGGGAGUUCAGCCCAGACCGACGUUACCGCAGCGAGCGGACACUUGACCGCACCAACAGCCCGGCACGAGGUCGUGGACGAGACCACAGCUUCGAGAGAGGGCGUGAACAUAUACCGACUGACCCCAGAAAGCAUGAUGAGCCUCUGAGGAAGAGUGGGAGUAGAGACCGCCUGGACCGUACGCCGUCACCUGCAGCAAUGCCCAUCCCUGUGUCCCGCCCUGCUCGGGACCUGGAGCCGCUGGAGAAACCCUUAAAUGUGAUGCUGCUGAAGAACCGACCCAACGAAGAGUAUGGUCUCCGUCUGGGCAGCCAGCUCUUCAUCAAAGAGAUGACCAGCACAGGACUGGCCAGCAGAGAUGGGAAUCUCCAGGAAGGUGACAUCAUAUUAAAGAUAAAUGGCACAGUGACAGAAAACCUGUCCCUCUCUGACGCUGGGAAGCUGAUCGAGAAGUCUCGUGGGAAGCUGCAGCUGGUGGUGCAGAGAGACAGACGGCAGGUGCUGAUCCGAGUCCCCCCGAUGGUCGACAGCGACUCUGAGCUCGAUGAUAUCUCCGAAAUAGAAUCGUACCGCUCCUACUCUCCGCAGGAUGACAGGCGAGGGCAUCACUCCGACCUCUCCUCCCACUCCUCCAAUGAGAGGCUCAGAGACAAGCCCAGGGAAGACCCGCCCAAUAGACUGGCAAAAAUGGGAGCCAUGCCAACCCCAUUCAGAGCACCUGACAGAGCUGUUGAAGACACGCCCCCUUUGCAGGCAGAGAGGGAGGAGCCACGCUCAGAAACACCUCCAGAAGUCCCAGCACACAAUGUAGCCCCAAAGGUUCACGCGCCCCCGAAGGUGCUGCUAAAGCCGAGCAUAGAGGACCAGGAUGUAUACGGGCCGAACACGGUGAUGGUUCAGUUCCAGAAAGGAGACAGCGUGGGUCUGAGGCUGGCCGGAGGGAAUGAUGUCGGUAUCUUCAUCGCUGGCGUUCAGGAAGACAGUGCAGCUGAGAAGGAGGGACUUCGCACAGGAGACCAGAUCAUGAAGGUCAACAACAUUGACUUCAGAGGCAUGGUACGUGAGGAUGCUGUCCUCUACCUUCUGGAGGUUCCUAAAGGGGAAGAUGUUACCAUUCUGGCUCAGAGCAAACCUGAAGUGUACAAGGACAUUUUGGCGUCUGGCAGAGGCGAUUCCUUCUUCAUCAGAACCCACUUCGAGUACGAGAAGGAGGCUCCUCAGAGCCUUCCCUUCAGCAGAGGAGACAUCUUCAAAGUGACAGACACGCUCUAUGAUGGUAAACUGGGCAACUGGCUGGCUAUCCGCUCUGACAAAGACAACAAGCUGCUGGAGAAAGGAAUCAUCCCCAAUAAGAGCAGAGCAGAACAAAUGUCCAACGUGCAGAAUGCUGCUCGGGCAGCCUCAGGUAACGACAGAGGUGACUUCUGGAGGCUGAGAGGUCAAAGAGCUGCGAAGAAGAAAGACUUAAGAAAGAGCAGAGAGGAUCUGAGUGCAGCCCCGGUCACUACACGAUUCCCUGCCUACGAGAGAGUGGUGUUACGUGAAGCUGGUUUCAGGAGACCUGUUGUGAUAUUUGGACCCAUUUCUGAUGCUGUAAAUGAAAAACUUGCCAACGACAUGCCCAAUGAGUUUGUGGUUGCCAAAACGGAGCCCAAAGAUGCAGGAAGUGAGAAAUCCUCUGGAGUUGUCAGACUGAACACCAUCAGACAAAUCAUCGAACAGGACCGUCAUGCUCUGCUGGAUGUGACUCCCAAAGCUGUGGACACUCUGAACUACACCCAGUGGUAUCCCAUCGUGGUCUUCCUGAACCCGGACAGCAAGCAGGGCGUCAAGACCAUGAGGAACCGUCUCAUGCCCGGAUCCAGCCGCAGUGCGCGCAAACUUUACGAGCAGUCGGUCAAGCUGAGGAAGACGUGCUCGCACCUUUUCACUUCAACUAUCGACCUGAACUCUGCUAACGACGCGUGGUACGGCAGUGUGAAAGAUUCCAUUCAGGAGCAGCAGGACAGAGCUGUUUGGGUGUGUGAGGGCAAGCUGGAUGGUUCAGAGGAGGACCUGGAUCUCCAUGACGACCGCAUGUCCUACCUGUCGGCGAUGAGUGCAGACUACCUGAGCAUGGACAGCCGCCUGACCAGCGACUAUGAAGACACAGCAGAUGAGGGCGGGGCUUACACCGACAACGAGCUGGACGAGACAUUAGACGAGCCGCAGCCGGUGUCAGCCAUCAGUCGAUCCUCAGAGCCUGUGAUGCCAGACGAGAAGCCUCAACCUGAACCCCGGGCUCGUCUCAGGUCAGGGAGCAGAGAUCUGGCGCACAGAGAGCCGAGCCCUCCCCCCUCUUUUGUCCCUGAACCCCCAAAGUCCUCUACUGAACAGGUGAGGGCUCAGACUCGGACGGACUCAUCGAGGAGCUAUGACUCCCACUCCAGCAGCACCAUCAGCAGUGACGCAACGGGUGGAAACAAACCAGCUCCCCCUCCUGUCUCCCUGAAGCCAAGCAUGAGCCGUCUGAACCAAACGCCUGAGGAGCAGCGACCACUGACGGAGGAGGAAGACCCUGCAAACAAAUCCUUCCUGGGCAAGAUCAAAGCUUUUGAGAAGAUGGACCACUUGGCCCGAGCUCAGAGGAUGCUGGAGCUGCAGGAGGCAGAAAAUGCUCGACUGGAAAUCGCACAGAAGCAUCCAGACAUCUACGCCGUCCCAGUAAAACUGCCAAAACCCAACCUCAACCGUCCUCAGCCAAUAGGUUCCAGCUCCAACCCCGAGCAGCAGACUCCCUUCAGGCCACAUUACUCAGAGAGCAGAGGACACGAGGACGACGAGGCCGAGUACCGCCGGCAGCUGGCCGACCAGACCAAGAGAGGAUACUACAACCCUCAGAGAUACAAAGACACCGAGCUGUAGGCAUGGCAACAACACAGUGACAUCAUCUGGACUCCUCACACUCGACCACUAAUAGCAGACACUGUUUGUUCCCCGGGUACCAGAACCUGAAGCUUUACCUUCAGAAAAACUUUUUUUCUUGUAGCCUGAGAAGAUGGGAACUCAAAGCCACAGCUGUACACGAUGUUCUUCAAUCUGUACAAAAACCUUACGCUUUUCUAGGCCAUACAUACAGUUUACAUACACACAACUCCUUAAUAUACAAGACAUCUGAAGACAUAGGCCAGAUAUUUCAGUGUAAAUAUUCUUUUUGUGUGUCUGCAGAGGACUUUGUUACAUGUUUAUGUUUCCACACUUCAUGAACAACAGUUUUUUGUCUCUCACAGUUUACUGUCACUUUAGAGUCACACAGCUAAGCACAGUAAUCUGAAGUAAAAAAAGAUUAUGAUUAUAAAAAGCCCAGAAGGAUGUAAAACAUUUUUUUUGUAGUUAAGAAGUUCAAACAUUUCUCUUUUACUUUUUUUACUUAAAAAGUAAAAGAUAUUCUGUCCUCUGACCAAUACAGUACAUAUGAUUUUAUACAUGUUUAUUCUCUCUGGGUGGCAUUUAAUAAAAACAAAACAAAAUCUAAAACAUUUUACCGUGCUGAACAUCCAGAUACAAAGAGAACUACAAAUAUGGACUAUUAUUAUUACUUUUUAGGCAAACUGAGCGUGGUAAUAUGUCCAGUCGCCAUCCCAGAUAUCAUUCAGUGAAAACAGAGUGAAAAGUCUUUUUUCUGUGCAUCAGAUAAAAUAUUUUUUUAUCCAAAUAAUUCAACACCUUUAAAGAAUUCUUGAAAUCCUUUUAAAGAUUUUCAAAGGAUUGUGAGAUACCCUCUCUGUCUAACAGAGGGAAGCAUCUGUUUUACCUUACAAAGUACUUCAGACUGUGUAUUUGUUUCACCUCCGGCAAAAAUUGUUUUUAAAAAUCCAUUCCUAUCUUGUGCAACUGCUCUGAUGUCAAACAAGUUAGUGAAUAUAUUCAUCAUCAAGUCUUAUCUCAUUGAUUUUUACACCUUUGCAUUCAUUGUUGAUCAUUUAUAUUUACACCUAAUUGUGAAAUAUGUGUGCAUUCUGGGAUGCGGCAUAUUGACAAGUGCCUUGUAUUUGCUCUGUUAGAUCAGAUUUAAAAUAAACAAACUGUACUUUACUGUACACUGACAGAAGAACACACAGUUUAGUGAUUAAAAGAACCAUACAAUGAAAUGAAAUAAUUUUUAGAAAGACGUCUGUGUUUUCAACAGAUUCACUGAACUUUUUGUCUUGAUGUGAAGUUGGUGCACUUCACAUAAAGUAGGAGGCUGUACCAGUGCCUGUAAAGAAUUUCUAUAUAUCUGUAGGUUAGCUGGAGAUGAACACCAGGAGAAUAACAUCAGGCUCUUAUGCGGGUUGUGAAGAAAGUUCUAGAUGUCUGGAUUAAAGAGUUCAACUCUUAAAGAUGUCGAGUCAGCAGUUUGUAUUCCUUCUUAGUAUCAGCUUCCAGCCAGAGA